Molecule: messenger RNA, 753 nt
Organism: Yamadazyma jaroonii
Lineage: Eukaryota; Fungi; Ascomycota; Pichiomycetes; Serinales; Debaryomycetaceae
Source: the annotation of a GenBank genome assembly
AUGGGAUGGACUUCAUGGUUUUGGGCUUCACCAGAAUCAUCAACCAACAAUAUAAGUUGCCCUGUACCACAUCAAGGAUCCUCGUGUCCAGUAGAUCAUAAUAGCAUACCAAAGAAGAUACCCGAUCAAGAACAACCUGUAUGCCCAGUUGAUCAUGAAACUCGUGAAAAUUGGGUUAAGAAUAUUAAAGUAACAGCCACCGUUCCUGAAGCUAUAGAAGUUGAUAAAUUAGAAUCAUGUACUUCAGAUAAAGAAACAUCAAUUGCUGGUUCAACCACUAAUUUACCAUCAGAUAGAGAAAUCAGUAGUAUACCUCGUACAUCAACUGAGUCUAAUUGGAUAUAUCCUUCAGAAAAACAGUUCUUCGAAGCUAUGAAACGUAAGAAUUGGUCUCCAGAAGCCAGUGAUAUGAAAACUGUUGUUCCGAUCCAUAAUAAUGUAAAUGAACGUACUUGGGCCCAUAUUCUUAAUUGGGAGAGGUCAUUUGAUACAUCUUCCUGUGGUGGAUUAAAAUUAACGAGUUUCAAAGGUAAUCCCAAGAAACUAACUCCAAGAGCAUGGGUCAAAAGUGUAAUAGGGGCUGAAAAACCUUUUGAUAGACAUGAUUGGUUAGUAGAUAGAUGUGGUACUGAAAUAGAAUAUGUGAUCGAUUAUUAUGCCAUCGAAAAUGGGGUAUUUAUUGAUGCUAGACCAAAAUUGAACUCAUGGGAAGGUGUUAAAUUAAGAUUAGGUAGAGGUUUAGGAUUCUAUUAA